Molecule: messenger RNA, 1951 nt
Organism: Bombina bombina (fire-bellied toad)
Lineage: Eukaryota; Metazoa; Chordata; Amphibia; Anura; Bombinatoridae
Gene: EFNA1
Product: ephrin A1
Exons: 5
Coding region: 36-662 (208 amino acids)
Biological process (GO): axon guidance; ephrin receptor signaling pathway
Cellular component (GO): plasma membrane
Molecular function (GO): ephrin receptor binding
Source: RefSeq, a predicted model, not a curated record
UUCAACUCAGCAAAACACUGAUCAAGCACAGCAACAUGGAUAUCUAUGGAUUAUGUGUACUGAGCAUCUGGGUUUGGGUGGCAUCUGCGGAUAGACAUACCGUCUUCUGGAACAGCUCCAACACCAGAUUUUUAUGGGAUGAUUAUGCAGUAGAGGUGCGACUCAACGAUUACCUGGACAUAGUCUGUCCCCACUAUGAGGAUGACAGUACUUCUUCUCACAUUGUAGAGCGUUACACGCUGUUCCUGGUAGAAUAUGAGGAGUACCAGACCUGCAAACCACAAUCCAAAGACCAGGUCCGCUGGGAGUGUAAUAAGCCAUUUGCUCCACAUGGACCAGAAAAAUUCUCUGAAAAGUUCCAACGAUUUACCCCCUUUACCCUGGGCAAGGAAUUCAAGGAGGGAGGCACAUACUAUUAUAUAUCAAAACCCAUACACCAUCAUGGGGACUCGUGCAUGAAACUCAGGGUUCAUGUAGCAGGGAAAGCCACUCAGCCGCCUGCAACAAACGUCACUCUCCUAGAAGCAAGGAUUCAAUCUGAUGAACCUGUUGAAGAAUUACCUGGGGUUUUAAAGAGCAUAGCUCAAAAUUCUUCAUCUAGCUGCAUCUCCUUCACCCUCCUUUGCCUUUUGCUUCCUGUUUUGCUUCUCCUUGGACUCUGAUAAUAUCAGAUUAUUGGAAACUCAGCCAUAAAAUGGUGAAGACAACAAGCAACAUUGCUUGGGAUCAUGUGAUUGGAACAUCAGCCAUACACUGGACACCUCCUUGAUCAUAUGUAGAUACAGCAUAGAAAUUCCAGUGUUUUUAAUCAAAGCUUUAACAGAUCUCAUGGUCGGAUGUAUAACAAACGCACAACAUGUGUAUACUGUAGCAUGGACCAAACCAUGAACAAUGGUGCACUUUGCAAUCAAGCUGAAUUCAUCAGAUUUCUUGCUGGCAGGGAUAUGUACUGGAACCUAAAGUCACUAAUGUCUCUAUGAGGAUGGUGUCAGCAGUGGGAUUUGUGCAGCUAACUUGUUCCAUCAAAGCUGUUAUGAAAACCCACUUGAAGUAGCAGUAUUUUCUUUUUUGUAUUCUGUUUAGUGCUAUUGCUGGCAAUGUUGGCACACACAGUACUUUAUACAUUGUGUACAUUGUAAAUAAAAUGUAUAGUUUAUAAAGAUAUUUAUAGAGAAAAUAUAUAUACCUUCAGUGGGCCUCUAAAUUUCAAUACUAUUUUUUUUAUUUUUUUUUUAUGACGACCAUUCAACUUUUUUUUAUCCAGUGUGCCUCAAUGUAGACCACUAACCUUAGAAGGAAAACAAUGUAUGGAAGAUUAUUAGAUAACAACUGGAGGCCUCACAAAUCUCCAACAAGACAGAUUUAAAGUAUUUGUCCUACCUUGGAUUCCAGUGUGUGUGUGGGGGAUACAUUUUUUUAGAGUUCUAUUCAUUUGAAUUUAAUAGACAGAUUAAGCACACUACACACACCCUCUACCUGGUCAGCACAGUAAUAGUCAUAUAAAAUAAGUAAUUGCAAUUUGACAGUGGCCAUGGAAUAUCGGGAGGAUCUUAACAGCCUCCUUUUGAAAGAGUAGAUUCUCCUUCUUUACAAUAAAUUGUUGAAUGGAAUGGCUUUCUGUCUGAGCUCACUUAUAUUUAUUACUCUAAGCUGAUUGUACAGUAGGAUGAGUGUGUUUGUGUUGUGUUACCCCAAAAUCAGGCUGCAGAUGUGUUAAAGCUACACACCACCCCCAUACUCAUUCUGUUACUAAACAUCUCAAGGAAAAGUCUUAAAAUCUGACUUGUUGGGGUACUUAAGUUGAGUAACACUGACCUACAACAACACCUGAAAGUAAUCUUGUAUUAUAUUUGUAUAGAAAAUAAUGUAAAGAUUUUGUAGAAUUGUAAAUAUUUUGUAAAAAAAAUUGUUUUUUUUGAAUAAACACAUUUUUUUAAUACAAAGAUAAAAA